Molecule: messenger RNA, 2263 nt
Organism: Oryzias latipes (Japanese medaka)
Lineage: Eukaryota; Metazoa; Chordata; Actinopteri; Beloniformes; Adrianichthyidae
Gene: ch25hl3
Product: cholesterol 25-hydroxylase like 3
Biological process (GO): lipid biosynthetic process
Molecular function (GO): iron ion binding; oxidoreductase activity
Source: RefSeq, a predicted model, not a curated record
UCGACCGUUUCAUAAAAUCCAUCUUGCUGGCUGGUCUGUGGGAUGGAGCACACAGACUUGAGUCCGGAUGAUGGCUGCUGUCACCUAAAAUCCUGCGCUUACGGAGGAGGAUGGAAUCCAGAGCCCCUCCCACCGCAGGCCCUUCAACUGCGCGCGGAGUGGCUCCCAGCGGUGUAAACGGCACACCGCUCAGCCUGCGCGCACCAGUACCGCGUGAUUUGCGUGGAGAUGUAGGUGAGCGAGCGCAGCGAUGGACGCAACUUUUGCGGGGACAGGGGCGGCUCCUGCGCCGCUCCUUCAGGGGCUGUGGGAGUACGUGAGAGCGGGUCAGGAGGAGAUCCUGCUCUCCCCUUACCUGCCUGCAUCCUGCGCCCUCCUGAUGCACGUGCUGCUCUGCGCACCCUUCCUCGCUCUUGACGCGCUGGGGAGCGUGUGCCAGCGCGUGCGCUCUUGGAGGAUAACUGCAGGCUCGGACCCCCCACCGACCCCCCGGCAGUGGUUGGACUGCUUUUGCAGGAUUUUGUGCAGAUACGUGACUGUCGUCCUGCCGGCCUCUGCGCUCUUCCAGCGGCUGCGGAGCCCCAGGUUACCGGAGCUGGCUCCGUCAUGCUGGCAGCUCUUUGUGGAAGUGUUGGCAUGCGUGCUGCUCUUUGAUGCCUUUUUCUUUGUAUGGCACUACUACAUUCACAGGAUUCCCUGGUUGUACCGCAGCAUCCACAAGGCGCAUCAUCAGCAUCGCAACCCCUUUGCGCUCGCAGCGCAGGACGCCAGCUCAGCAGAGCUGCUGUCGCUGCUGCUGCUGUCGCUGAGCUGUGCCUGGCUGCUGGGCUGCCAUCCUCUCAGCGAAGUCAUCUUCCACCUGCUCAACAGCUGGCUGGCAGUGGAGGACCACUGUGGGUACAACUUGCCCUUGGCUUCACACAGACUGUUUCCCUUUCUCGGCGGUGCCCCCCAUCACCAAACCCAUCAUAAAAUCAAAUGCUUUAACUACGCUCCCUACUUCACUCAUUGGGAUCAUCUCUUUGGCACUUACCGUCCACCCGUGCUGGAUCCCAGAGAAAGUCGGGAAUGUCGCGCACAGUAAAGGAAAGAUUCCUACUUUCUGGAUAAGAUGAAGUGCAUUUGCUGCAGGUCGCAUGUUUUUCCUGUACUCUGUCUGACUGCAUCAAGACACUUUUAAGAGGUUCUCUCCAUCUAACUGAAUUAUUGGAAUAGGAAACUCAAAGGUAGAACCCAGUAGUCUUUUAGGAGGAGUGAUUCCAAGUCUCGGCUGCUUGUUUUCCUAACAGCACCGAAUUACAGUGCAGCGAUACGUGGAAAACUACCCACAUUUGAGCAGCUGAUAAACUCUUUAUAAACUUUGUGUGUGUGUGGUUGCCAAAAGUUUGAUCUCACAUCACAAGUCAACAAAUGUGACAGCAGAUCCAGCACAGUCCAAGUCCUGAACUUAAACAACCAGCUCCUGCCAUCCUGGAUUCAGGAGAGGGUUCAGAAGAGACAUAAGCAAAGGAUGGAAGCCAAAAUGAAAACAGCCAGUUCAGUAAACACUACACUUGUCUGGGUUAACUGUGAAACACCAAACCAUCCUUGUUCAGUGUUUAUAACAUUAGCUCUGUGAACCAUCUAGGUACCAGAGAAGCAAAGAUGGUGGUCUGGUAGGUCGGAGAGCAACAUUUAAAAUGACAAAAUCUGAACAGAGAUAGAACAAAAAAAAAGGUUUUAAACAUCAGAGUCAGCACUCCGGAGACUCUGACUUGUUCUUAGCUAUGGCUAAUGAAUCCAAAAUGCUAAUGAAUCCUAAUGAAUCCAAAAUGCGGAGAGUUGCGAUCAAAACAUAAUAAAAAACAACCAACAUUGCCUAAUUACAUGUGGAAUCCGCUGUUUGCACACAAAGAGAUAUUUUUAUCAUUUGCAUAUGAACAGAUGUACUUACUUUUUUAGCUUUGCUUUCUUGCAUUUGUAAAAUGAUAACCGUAGAAAAACUUCUCAGAAAUGCUGAUUUAAAUUGGACAAAGAAGACUGUCAGAUUAUUUCUUCAACAUUCAACAUUACCUCAUGAAGCAACACAUACAGGUUUUACAUAUCCAAACAUUCUCUCUGACCAACAAAUGUUGCCCUGUAUACAGUUCAGUGUACUUUCUGUUGCAUUUGCUGCACUUUUCUUGUGUAUGUGUGUGUGUUUUUGACUUCCAUGGGAAAAUAAACAAAAGCAGGACACAGACCUAGAGUUUUAUUGUCUGUGCCUCUCUGCUGUCGUCAGUAA